Messenger RNA from Didymodactylos carnosus, 828 nucleotides. NCBI's taxonomy places the organism in Eukaryota, Metazoa, Rotifera, Eurotatoria, Philodinida, Philodinidae. The record is from the annotation of a GenBank genome assembly.
AUGUCAUCCAUUGGGUCUGGGUAUGAUUUAAGUGCUUCACAGUUUUCUCCUGACGGUCGUGUAUUUCAAGUUGAAUAUGCCAAUAAAGCCGUUGAGGCUAGCGGGACUGUUAUUGGUCUUCGAUGUAAAGAUGGUGUUGCAUUUGCCGUAGAAAAAAUAAUUACAUCACGUUUAUAUGAAAAGGGCUCAAGUAAACGGAUUCAUAAUGUUGAUAAACAUAUUGGCAUGGCUGUUGCCGGUCUUUUAGCAGAUGCGAAACAAAUAUUGACUGUUGCACGUGAUGAAGCAAAACAAUAUAAAUAUGAUUAUGGUGUAUCGAUUCCUGUUAAAUAUUUAGCUGAUCGUCUUUCAAUGUACAUGCACGCCUAUACAUUAUAUGGAUUUGUUCGACCGUUUGGUUGUCAAGUUUUUUUGGCUUCAUAUGAACAUGAUGGACCACAGUUGUAUGCUGUUGAACCGUCUGGCGUUAAUAAUGUACUUAAGAACUUAUUCAUUAAUUUGAGUUCUAACUCCUUUUUCAGUUUUACAUUGAUAAAAUCUGGUUAUUUUGGAUGUGCUGUUGGCAAAGCUCAACAAACAGCAAAAACAGAAAUCGAAAAACUAAAGUUAACUGAUAUGAAAUUAGAAGAUGGUAUUAAAGAAGCAGCAAAAAUUAUUUAUCAAGUGCAUGAUGAAGUUAAAGAUCGUAUGUUUGAACUUGAAUUAAGUUGGGUAGGCAAAAAUACAGAAGGCAAGCAUGAGAGAGUGCCUACCAACGUUUAUGAAGAUGCUGAAAAAUAUGCAAAAGCAUCACUAGAAGAAGCCAGUGACGAUGAGGACGAAAUGUAA